GGAAGGCUACCUACGUUUGGGGCUUUAAGCGGCUUGGGGAGCGGGGAAAGCGUCCACCAAUUGGGAGGUGCUGACGGGAAUCCGGGAGAUUCGGAUCUCCAGGUUCAUUCAGUGAGUAACCGAGAAGCAAAAUAAGACUUUGAGAGCUCUAAAAGUUGGGAAUAGUUGUACGAGAGGCUCUUGCAGGUUAGGCACACGACGGAUUAAUAAUAGGGAAAGGGAAUCAUUAAUAAAGAGAAAUAUUCGAGGGCUUGGAGAGAAAAGUCCCGAUGGGCUUCUGUUGAAUGCUUUACAUUGCCUGGAGUUCAAGCCACCCAUACCUCCAGAAGCUCAAAACCAGCCAACGUAGCAUUGCACCUUCCUGCCAUUUUAUCCUCACCCCAGCCCUGAAGAGUUUAGGGAUUUAGGGAUUUGGACUUAUUCGGGGCGAUCAAUAUUUUCAUGGCGGGCAUUGAACCUGUCUCUUGCUGGCUCAUUCAUUCAGGUUAGGGGUGGGGACUGGGUUGCAACUCAGCAUCGGUAUUAAUUCCGCAUUAAACGGAAUCGGUGGUCGCAGCUUUCCCGAAAAAAACAGGAGCGGCUUAAAAGUCCUGUCAGUAAAGGGAUGAGAAGAGAGAAGGACUGACUUCCACCCAGAAAGCGAGCAUCUUCUUUUUGACCUACUGAAAGAAACCAAGGGACAAGCUGGAGCCCCCACCCAUGCAGACUGACCUUAGCAGUUGGAGUUUUGCGGACCGAUGUGUUUCUCUGCUGCUGCUCUGCAAGUUCUGCCAACAGGUGCUUAGUUCACGGGGCAUGAAAGCUGUGCUUCUGGCUGAUACAGAGACCGACCUCUAUUCAGACAUGCCUCCCACCAGUACAGUUGACUUCAUUGGAAACUGCUAUUAUACAGAAAUGUGCAGUUGUAAACUGAUGAAUGUUGCUUGUUUGAAAUGUGGUAAUGUUGUAGGCUACCAUGUGAUUGCUCCAUGCAAACCUUGCUUGUUCUCAUGCAACAAUGGACACUUCUGGAUGUUUCACAGUAAAGGCCGUUUUGGAAUUGACAGAUUUGAUUCAUCUGGUACAGAUUUCUUGCUCUGGGGCAACUUACCAGAUUUACAUGAAAGCACUGAUGAAGAUGUAUCCAGCACCUCUGAGGAGGAAUAUAUCAGAUAAUUAUUGUCUGCACUGCACUGCACCCCCUGAUAUGUUUCUUGUAUUCACAAGAAGUAUAAGGCACUGAUCCCAGGAAGACAGUACAAAGGAAGGGGGAAAACUGUUCAAAGACUGAUACCUGUCAUCAAAAACUAUCGGAUCUAGUAAGCAUCUUGCUACAUAAUGAGACUAAUAUGUAAAGAUGAAAAUGCAAUUCUUACUUGUUCAUGUUCUAAAAAAGACAAAAUCCACAUAUAUGCAUAUUUGGCUUCUGGAGUCACUUGAUUUUACCUGUUUCCAAAUUAUGACAAUCAAAUAGGUUUCACACCCCUGUCAAUUAUUGUUACAUUACAAUAGCUCUAAUAGCCACAUAAGAAAAUAAAUCCUAUAGUGCUUGA
This is a messenger RNA of Thamnophis elegans (Western terrestrial garter snake), 1532 nucleotides long. RefSeq names its product family with sequence similarity 72 member A (gene RUMY1). The record is from RefSeq and is a predicted model, not a curated record. Gene Ontology annotation, cellular component: cytosol. Lineage: Eukaryota; Metazoa; Chordata; Lepidosauria; Squamata; Natricidae.